AUGGCCGCAACCACCGAACCGACUACGAAGACACCAGGGGGUGUCCCGCGAGCCACGCCUGGGCGCGGCUCGCCAGCGUGUGCGCCUACCGCACCCACAGUCGUCAACGAUGGACCCGCUCGCGAGAGCGGGAAGCGAGACGAUAAGAUCCUCGCCGCGCUCGCCGCACUCACCGAUCGACUGGCGAGCCUCGAGUCGUCGCAGAGAGUGCGAGACGAGGAGGAGCGCAUGCUCGGGGCCGUGGAGAGCGGACUGUUCGCCUCGAAACUCGGCGCCAACAUGCGUGGCCGACCGAUGACGAUAGACGCGAUUGGAGAAGCGGAGGAGAAGGCACCGGUGUCACGUGGAUACCAGCGCGCGACUGAUCUUGGCGCGUCGCGAUUCGCAUCGCUCAGGCCACCUCGCGCGCGAGCAGCACCGCAGCUGCAGCAGCGCGCACCAGCGUCUGCGCCACCUCCGCAGGAGCAUGCAGCGCUACCUCCGCCGCAACAAUUCGCUCCGCCACAAGCCUAUCUGUACCGCGGACUCGGGAGCGGAUUCUUUGACUGGGGGCGUACGUUUCUGCGCGCGGUGAGCCUCGCGGAAGCGUCGUGUGGUUUCGGAUGGACCGAAGACGUCAAGGUCGACCUGCUUGGGCACUUUCUCGCCAGCACGGCUGAGAGGUACUAUCACAAGCAGGUCGAUACCUGGUGGACGCAAUCACCCACACUGGAGUACAUCAUGGAGCAGCUCCUGCGCACGUUCAAGACGUCAAUCACUGCAAGCCAGGCGAUGAAGUUAAUCAUGGAGAAGAAGGACGCACGACGCACCUGGGCCGAGCACUUCCUGUACAUGGUCGCCGUCAGCGAGGCACGCGGUGGCUCCGACUCGCUUGUUCUUGAUAACAUCGUCCACCACGCUUCGCCGGAGCUGGUGAACGUGAUGCGCUCCAAGUAUGAGCCCACUCGACUCGACUACCUGCGCCAUGCUGAGGAGCUGGCGCACUUCGCGCAGUCCAUUGAGCACGGCAGCAGCGCGGUGGGUCGUGAGGACGUCGCCGCGCACGUGGAAGGCAAACCCAAGGGCGCGAUCACGUGCUACCGAUGGGGGCGACCAGGCCACAUCGCAGCCAACUGUCGCGCGCGAGUCGUGCACGAAGACGAGACACCCGCGGAGGGCGGAGGCGCCAGCAUGAUCCUUGCACUGACCGAGAAGCGCAGAGCGACCACGAAGAAGCGCAACAGGAGGAAGAAGGGCUCGCGCGGCAAGGACGCCGCAGCGACCAAUGUAAGAGAUGGGGCGCGAACCACAGACGACUCAUGCGGCUUCGUGCUUACGACGAGCGACGGAGUAAGAGCCACGGACGGCACGAGCGGCCUCGUACUUGCGGCGACCGAUGCCACGGGCGUCGACCGAGGAGACUGGAUCCUCGAUAGCGGCGCGAGCCGGCAUCUUGUCAACGACGAGUCGCUGCUGCUCAAGUCGACGGCUUGCAGCCACGAGAUUGCAAUGGCAGACGGCGAGUCGCUUCACCUGACGCGUGUCGGCAGCGUGCGCCUCGAGGUUCUUGCGCGCGGCGCUGAAGCGGUAGUGACGCUCACGGAUGUGUACUUGGCGCCGCGACUGGCAAAGAACAUUGUGUCGUACGGCAAGCUCGCCAACAAAGGAUUUGCCCUAGUGCACUCCGGCGAAAGGCGCUCGCUCGCUCGGUGCAGAGAUGGCCACGCGCGACAAGGAAGGUGCAACGGAGACGCGAUCAUGGCGGCGCUCGAAGCGCAUGCAACGGAAACCAACGCCGAUGAGCCGCACGAAGCCUCGCUGUUGCACUGGCACCAGAGACUCGGCCACGUUGCGUUCGACACGAUCGAACGCAUGGCGCGCGAUCCGGCAUCGGGCAUUCGACUCAGCAACAACAAGCGUAUGGCGUGCGUGUCGUGCCUCGAAGGCAAGCAGAAGCGCAACGCGCAGUCCCAACAAGACAGAGGCAAGAACUCGCCCAUCGAUCGCAUCGGUGGCGUCAUCUGUUCGGACCUGAAGGGUCCAAUGACGCCGCGGGACCGACUCGGCAAUCGUUACCUUGUGAGCUUCGUUGAUCACAAGAGCAACAACUUCCGAGUCUUCCUCGCGCGCACGAAGGACGCUGCGGCGAGGCAGUUCGAGGCGUUCCUCGUCCACUUCGAGAAGCUUUUCGGGUUCAAGGUCCACGUGCUCCGCACGGACGGCGGCAGAGAAUACGCCAACGUGGACCUGUUCUGCGAGCGCACGGGCGUCGCGCGCCAAGUGUCGGAGGCGCGAAAUCAGGCCUCAAACGGCAAGGCGGAAAGAAUGCACCGGACAGUGAUGAACCUUGCGCGCAUGCAUGAUGUUUGCCUGCGCGCUGCCCCUGAUGUGCUGACGGGCAAGACGCCGGAUCUGCGUGGAAUUGUUGUUUUUGGCUCCCAGUGCAGCGUGUAUAGAGACCCACGCAAGAACUUGCUGCUGCAGCGCUCGGGGCGCGCCAUCAUUGUCGGCGUCAGCGAGGAAACCAAGGGCUACAAGGUGCUGCUGCCGCGUGACAAUAAAGCGGUCGUCACGCAGCACAUCAAGAAUAUCGAGACACUGACGGAGGCGCAAAACGCGCAACUCCAGCGCGCGAUGGACGUCGGCGAUCGAGCCGGAGGCCAGGAGGAGACGGACGCGCCAGCAGCAGCAGUGGCGAACGAUGGUCGCGCAGAGGGCAACAUGGAGACGCGUAAAAGCAGAAAGAGAUGGACGCGAAAGGCCCAUGGAACACGCGGGGCGUUGAAACGCGCAGAAGCGGCUGCUCGUCAGGAGGAGACAGCCGCGAGCGGAGAAGUCGUAAAUGCUGCUUUCGAGCAUGAUCCGCUUAACUACGGACAGGCGAUGCGCAGCGGCAAGCGCGAAGGGUGGAAGAAGGCGAUGCAAGAGGAGAUCGCCGCGCUCGAGGCCAACGACGUAUGGACUAUCACAAGGCGAACGGCAGGACAGCAUGCGCUGCACACAAAAUGGGUCUAUAAGACCAAGACAGAUGCACAGGGCGACCUCGAGCGGCUGAAAGCGCGACUGACGGUCAAAUUGAUCCUGGCUCUUGCUGCUACGUGGGGAAUGCCUGCCAAGCACGGUGACAUCCCCAACGCCUACGUUAAAGCGGACAAGGAGCCGCACCUGCGCAUCUAUCUACAGAUGCCGCGCGGCAUGCCAGUCUCGAAGGAGACGCUACGAGCGCAAGGCGUUUCGAACACGAGCGAGCUGGUGCUGGAGCUGCGGAAGAGCCUCUACGGGCUCAAGCAGGCAGGCCGGCUGUAG
Messenger RNA from Peronospora matthiolae, 3285 nucleotides. NCBI's taxonomy places the organism in Eukaryota, Oomycota, Peronosporomycetes, Peronosporales, Peronosporaceae. The record is from the annotation of a GenBank genome assembly.